AAAAGCAAAAACAAAGGCAAAGGCAAAGCUGAGUUGCCUUUGAUACUGCUGCCAUUCCCUUAGCCUCUCUUGUUUAAUUGUCAGCACAUGCAUUCCACUUUCCCACUACAAAUAAAUCCCCCUUUCAACCCACAAAUUUUUUACCCUCACUUACAAGAAAAGCAUUUAUAAUUACUAUAAUUUCUUCUAUACUCUUCUUCUUCUUCUUCUUCUUCUUCUUCUUCUUCUUCUUCUUCUUUUUCUUCUUCUUCUUGAUCUUCUUCAUAUCCAAAAUCCAAAUACUAUUAUCAAUCAUGAGAACAGGUGGUUGCACAGUUCAACAAGCUCUUACUUGUGAAGCUUUAAAUGUUGUAAAACAAGCUGUUAUUUUAGCUAAACGUCGUGGCCAUGCUCAAGUCACUCCUCUUCAUGUUGCUAGCACUAUGCUUUCUCCUCCUACUGGCCUUCUUCGUACUGCUUGUCUUCAAUCUCAUUCUCAUCCUCUUCAAUGUAAAGCUUUAGAACUUUGUUUUAAUGUCGCUUUAAAUCGUCUUCCUGCUUCUAAUUCUACUCCUCCUAUUUUAACCCCUUCAUCUCAUCACCACCACCAUCAAUCUCAUCCUUCAAUCUCUAAUGCUCUCGUUGCUGCUUUUAAACGUGCUCAAGCUCAUCAACGUCGUGGAUCUAUUGAAAACCAACAACAACCGCUUCUAGCCGUUAAAAUCGAGUUAGAACAACUCAUUAUUUCCAUUUUGGAUGACCCUAGUGUUAGUCGUGUUAUGAGAGAAGCUCGUUUCUCUAGUACACAAGUCAAAACUAAAGUAGAACAAGCUAUUUCUAUUGAACACAAUACGACGCCCGCGAGUAAUAACAACGAUGACAACAGCAACAACAAUACCACUCUUCUGGGUGGUGCCACGACAACGUCUGGUCGAGCGAGGGAGGAGGAUAUUGCAGCAGUGAUUAACGAGUUGGCGGAGAUGAAGAAGAGGAGCUUAGUGGUUGUAGGGGAGUGUGUGGGAAAUGUUGAAUGUGUGGUGGAGGCAGCCAUUGGGAGGGUUGAGAAAAAGGAAGUGCCUGAAUGUUUGAAGGAAGUGAAGUUUAUUAAUCUUUCAAUUUCAUCAUUUCGGGAUAGGUCAAGAAUUGAAGUGGAUGAGAAAGUUAUGGAGUUAAAGAGUUUGAUAAGGAGUAAUUAUUGUAUAGGGAAAGGGGUGAUUUUGUAUGUUGGGGAUAUUAAAUGGAGUAUAGAUUAUAGAGAGAAUUAUUAUUAUCAUUCAAGUAAUCAAAGAAGAGGGUAUUAUUGUCCAGUGGAGCAUAUGAUUAUGGAAUUAGGGAAAUUAGUAUAUGGGAAUUAUGAUCAACAAAUUCAUCAACCAAAAGGAGGAGGAGUUAAUGUUUGGAUAAUGGGAAUUGCAACAUUCCAAACUUAUAUGAGAUGCAAAACUGGAAAUCCAUCUCUUGAAACUUUAUUGGCUAUUCAUCCUCUUACAAUUCCAACAGGCAGCUUCAGGUUGAGUCUCAUCACUGACAGUGACAUUAUUCAAAGCCAGUCCUUGGAAGAGAAAAGGCAAGAGAUUGUGUUAGAAGAGGAAAAGGAGCUGAAUUGUUGUGGUGAAUGUUCAGCAAAGUUUGAGAUAGAAGCAAGAAGCUUACAAAAUUAUUCAAAUAAUAAUAGUGAAUCAACAACCUCUUCAACUCCUUUACCUGCAUGGCUUCAACAAUACAAAAAUGAGCAGAAAGCAGUGGGAGAAAAUGACCAGACGAAGUGUGUCACAGUCAGAGAGCUUUACAAAAAGUGGAACUCCAUAUGCAAUUCAAUCCACAAGAUCAAUUCAAAUAACAACAACAGUAUUUCUUGUUCUGAUAAAAGUUUAUCGUUCUCUUGUAUUCUUCCAAAUUCAUCAUCUUCAGCAUCGGGGUUUUCGUACGAUCAUCAUCAUCAUCAUAAUAAUAAUCACUACGAUUUCUUACGGAACACCCAAAAAGAGAAGCUUCAAGAGGAUCAUCUUGGCCAUUUUUAUGAGGGAAAUGUGGAGCCAAAGACAUUGAUGGUUUUGAGUAGUAAUUAUAACAAUAAUAAUAAUCAUGGUUCAACACCUUCUUCGGGAUCAUCAGGAAGUGAUGUCGUUUUGGAGGGUGAAUAUGUGAGUAGGUUCAAGGAGUUGAACUCUGAAAAUUUCAAGAGGCUUUGCAAUGCUUUGGAGAAGAAGGUGCCAUGGCAGAAGAAUGUGGUUGGUGAUAUUGCAAGUGCAGUUCUUCAAUGUAGGUCUGGGAUGGGUAGGAGAAAAGGGAAGAUGGGCCAUGGAGAUUUCAAGGAAGAAACUUGGUUGCUUUUUCAAGGCAACGACCUAAGAGGAAAAGAGAAGGUGGCAGAAGAGCUAGCUAGAGUAAUAUUUGGGUCAGCAACAUCAAAUUUGGUAUCCAUAACAUUAAGCAGCUUCUCGUCCACAAGAUCCGCAGAUUCAACGGAAGAUAAUUGUAGAAACAAAAGAUCAAGAGAUGAACAAAGUUGCAGCUACUUAGAGCGAUUUGCUGAGGCAGUUUCCAUAAACCCCCAUAGAGUAUUUUUGGUUGAAGAUGUUGAGCAAGCUGAUUAUUCUUCACAAAUGGGUUUCAAAAGAGCAAUAGAAGGAGGAAGAAUCACAAACUCUGAUGGCCAACAAGUUUCUUUGGCUGAUUCCAUUGUUAUUCUUAGCUGUGAAAGCUUCAGUGCAAGAUCAAGAGCUUGCUCUCCUCCUAUAAAAAAACAACAAGAAAAUGAACAAGAACAAGAACAAAAUAAAGGGGAGGAAGAACAAGAACAGAAACGUGAAGAAGAAGAAACGGCCCCUUGUUUGGCUUUGGAUUUGAAUAUUUCCAUUGAUGAUGAUGAAGAUAGAGCUGCAAAUGAUCAAUCAAUUGAUGAUGUUGGCCUUCUUGAUUCAGUUGAUAGACGAAUUAUUUUCCAAAUUCAAGAACUAUGAGAGUAGAAAUAUAUGUAAAAAAGGAAAACAAACGAGUAAAAACGUUUGGUGUAGAUUGUUUUGCUUGUAGUAAUUUUUUCUUUAUAUAUAUAUAUUUUGUUUUUCAUAUAGUUCUUUAA
Molecule: messenger RNA, 3061 nt
Organism: Cucumis sativus (cucumber)
Lineage: Eukaryota; Viridiplantae; Streptophyta; Magnoliopsida; Cucurbitales; Cucurbitaceae
Product: protein SMAX1-LIKE 3
Exons: 4
Coding region: 294-2942 (882 amino acids)
Source: RefSeq, a predicted model, not a curated record